Molecule: messenger RNA, 1024 nt
Organism: Anopheles funestus (African malaria mosquito)
Lineage: Eukaryota; Metazoa; Arthropoda; Insecta; Diptera; Culicidae
Product: glutathione S-transferase 1-1-like
Exons: 3
Coding region: 137-805 (222 amino acids)
Biological process (GO): glutathione metabolic process
Molecular function (GO): glutathione transferase activity
Source: RefSeq, a predicted model, not a curated record
GCCGGCAAAUAACUGUAUGCAUUCGAAAUCCAUACAGCAAAACCGUGCUGCGUUCAGUCUUUAGUGUACAGCUCGACGUUUUGACGCUCUCACGGGUAGGUUAGUGGUCAAGGUUCGGUUGUAGGAUUGUUUCAACAUGCCAGCUCCUACUUUGUACUAUUUUCCUAUGAGCCCACCAGCCCGGUCGGUUUUGCUAUUGAUUCAGGAGCUUGGACUGACGGUUAAUCUAAAAGUAGUUAACCCACUCGCUGGCGAAACGCGCACCGAGGAAUUUAUGCGCAUGAACCCGGAACAUACCAUCCCAACGCUGGACGAUAAUGGAUUCUAUCUGGGUGAAUCACGUGCCAUUCUGUCGUAUCUGAUCGAUGCGUAUCGUCCCGGGCAUACGCUGUAUCCAAACAUUCCCAAGGAAAAGGCCCUUAUCAAUCGGGUGCUACAUCACGAUUUGGGUUCGUUUUAUCCAAAGUUUUUCGGCACUAUUGGUGCAUUGUUUUCCGGCGCGGCUGCAGAAAUUUCGGACGAGAUGAAAACCACCGCCGAGAAAGCGUUGACCGAUUUGGAGAAUUAUCUUAUCCGUAACGAUUACUUCGCGGGCGAGAACCUAACCAUUGCCGAUUUGGCACUGCUUCCGACGAUUGCUUCAGCUGUGCACUGUGGAUUGGAUUUAACGAAGUACAAGCGGUUAAAUGCGUGGUAUGAAAGCUGUCAGGAGUUGAAGGGCUACCAGGAAGAUCAGGAAGCUGCCCGACAGGUUGGCGAGUACCUACGUUCCAAGUUUCCGGCCGGUUUGGAACCAUUGAACUAGUGUCACUGUUCCAAGGAAACGCCACUAAUACCGGGGGUUGUCGCAGCAUUGUGCAAGAUAAUGAAAAAAUAUCUACUGACGUCUUGUGUGAUGAUGAAAUCAAGAUAAGUAGCAGGUGCUGUUAAAGAUUUCUUACCACAUGUGUGUUUCUGGUGCGAUUGGUGUGAAUAAAGGUUGAUGUUUGUUGUAGUUGUGCGACAUGCUACAGUUACUGUUUAA